Molecule: messenger RNA, 1698 nt
Organism: Bursaphelenchus okinawaensis
Lineage: Eukaryota; Metazoa; Nematoda; Chromadorea; Rhabditida; Aphelenchoididae
Source: the annotation of a GenBank genome assembly
AUGUCGUCUCAGUGGCCGCGGAAGCCUCAUAAGGACAAAACCCAUGAAGAGUUCAAACUUAAAACAUCCGGAAAUAAAGUGAGUUUAUAUUGGGGUUUAAAAAUUAAUUUUAAUAGCUAAAAAAUGGCAAAAACUUUGAAUUUAAGCCAUUUUUUGCGAUUUUUCAGCUAAAAUUUGAAAAAAACUAGUUGAAUUUUGAAGUCAUACCUAUUUUAAUCCUAAUAUUUAAAAGUAUGUGAUAGAAGACUAUAUUGUGCUGCUUUUCCAGGACAAGAAAACCGAUGUACCUAACAAGGCGAAGAAGAGCAAGGACCGCAAAGGCAAGCUUCGCAAGCCCAAAAUAGUGAGUAUCUGUGACAUUUUUGGCUUGAACUAGUCUAGUAUAAAGCCGAAUUGAUUUUGAUUUGUAAAAGAUAGAUUGAGGAGGUCAUAAGCUUUGAUCUGAUAUAUAAUUUGUAUAGGUUUUGGUUUAGUUUGAUUAUUUAUGAAGCGAAAACUAAGGUAAUAUAUUUGUUGGAACGUACUUUCGCUAGAAUUUUUGAAUGAAACAGACAAUUUUCGGCUUAAAUUUAAUUUGAUUCUGGAAUAACUGGAUAAACAAGAUCUUCGGCUUUAAUUUGAUAUUCAUAUCACUUACCUUUAGUUCAAAAUAACUUGGCAAUUUUGAGUUUUGGAACAUUUUUUGCUGAAAAACUUCUAUAGAAACUAGCUUAUAUUGAAAUGUUAUUGACUUCAAAUAAAAUAAUCUAGAGUCCAUCAGAUACUCUAGAGUAUGUUAAGCCUAAAUCACUUGUUUUAACGCCCAUUUUUAGGCAGAACAAGACGAGGAAGAUCAAAAAACGGCCACUUCACACUCUCCGCCGAUGAAAACUGGUGAAUCCAGAAGUCCACCGAGGCAAAAUGAGUAGGUUUUUUUAGUUUUUUUGAAAGCUAUGGGCCUUAAUUUUUAAAAUUUAUACAAAUUUUUGUAAUUGGGACAGGUUAUACGAUGAAAUAUUUUCAGCGAAGAAAACCAGCCCACGGUGUUUGAGAAGGUGGGCUGCCCAAUGCGACCGUUCAUUUCACCGCUGAAAAAGAAAAAGAAGAAACUUCCCAAAGAGGACGAGGCUAUGAAGACAGCGGCCGAAGAGGAACACAGCUCUGGAGCAUCACUCGCCUGUGAAUCGUCGGACGCGAAGGUUGCUACAGAAUCCAACAGUCAUAUUAAGUUUGACUCACAUCGACUGGAAGAUAAGAAGCCCUGGCACCGAAACAAUGCCAAGAAGACGGAAUCUCAGACAAGUGGGAGCUCGGUAAGUGGAAGGGACAUUUGAUACGAAGGGGCAUGUUUAAGCGUAUAAGGUCUUGAUUGUUAGUUAUAUGCUUUUAUAGUACCAUACUGACAGUUUUUAAAACAUUUUUUUUGCAAAAUGAUCACUUAGAUGACAUGUUAUACGACGAAACAUGCUUAGUCGCAUAGAUUGUCUAUAUCAAUACAUUUUCUGUUUUCAGCACAGUUCGGUCACUAAAACAUCAUCAACAACAUCAGAAGUGGGAAAAGAGAAGGAACAACCAAAAAGCGAAGAGUACUUUAUGGUACCCGGCUACGAGGUGCGCUCCGAGUACGUACUGAAGAAGUCGGUCGAUAAAUCAAAAGCCAAAAAAUCGACCGAUGACUCGUCGAAGGAAGUCAAAUCCAGCUAUUUCGGAUAUAAAUAA